Molecule: messenger RNA, 9867 nt
Organism: Apus apus (common swift)
Lineage: Eukaryota; Metazoa; Chordata; Aves; Apodiformes; Apodidae
Exons: 2
Coding region: 6149-7654 (501 amino acids)
Biological process (GO): DNA integration; viral process
Molecular function (GO): RNA stem-loop binding
Source: RefSeq, a predicted model, not a curated record
CUAAUUUUCAUGUAGGGUGGAUUCCUUCUCACCAGACUAAUUUGAAAAAUGAAGCUAGAUAAUGGCCAGCACAGAAGACCUUACAACAAAUCCAAAACUCCCCUCCACCCUGGACAGACUGUUUUGGCAAACCUGCCAAAUAUUGGUAAGGUCAAGCUCACCUUACAGACACUGGUGAAUUCAAAUACAUGGGUUGCAUCUGAUUUAAAUGACAACAUAAAAUCAGUAAUUUCUGUAUACCUGUAUCUAGUGAUGUUAGUUAAUAUAUUGCAAAUUAUGACAGCCUAAAGAGCCAGAGACAUCCUGGUGACAGUACCAGGCCUGAUCAACCUGUUACUGGACUCUGGAGGAGUUACUUUGUGACUGCUGUGGGACUGAUCACCCCAUGGCCUAAACAAGGUGCCUCCUUCUAUACUCUCCUUUGAGAUGUUGUUUGCAAAUAUUGUGCUGGAUGGGACUACUUGAAAAUACUGCUACAGAACUCACUUAAGUGACAAGAACUUGGUUCACACAUGUAUACUAGUGGACAGUAAGGGCACUAUAUGGGUUACAUUCACAGCUUACACAACAGAUCAUUCGUUAUAUAUUUACUGCUGAUUUGUUAAUACCAACUGAUAGUUUACAGGUAUGAAAUGUGUUGCUUACUCCAUCGCAACAACUCAUGUUUCAAAGAGCUUGUCAGAAAAUAGGGUUUGGUAUUGGAAUUGGGGUCAAUCCAAAAGGAUUACGACCUUUACAGAUAUGGCAAAUGGAUGUGACACAUCUCAGAGUUUGGUCGACUAAAAUAUGUCCAUGUUGUUAUUGACACACUUUCUGUGGUUGUAUGGGCAACAGCCCAAAGUGGAGAGACCGCAAAGCAUGUUGAGAAACAUCUAUAUGCUAGCUUUGCUGCAUUGGGAGUUCCUAUAACCAUCAAAGCAGAUAACGGUUCUGCUUAUGUCUCUCGCAGGUUUCGACAGUUUUGUCUUACUUGGGGUAUCCAACAUGUCCACGGCAUCCCACAUUCACCGACGGGUCAAGCAAUGGUUGAGCGGGCUCACCAAACACUGAAAAAUUUGCUUAUAAAACAAAAAGCGGGAGAGCCUAGUACCUCGUCUGAAAGGUUAGCUAAGGCAGUGUAUGUGUUAAACUAUUUACGUCUUACAGGAGAGAGAUGAGAUUCGCCUAUGGUCAUUCAUAGUGCUGCCUUAAAAACUGAAAUAUCUGAACAACAAAAGGUUUUGGUACAGUAUAAAAAUUUGAAUACAGGGCUUUGGGAAGGUCCAGCCGAAGUCAAACUAACUGGUAGAGGAUAUAUGUGUUUACUUACAGGAGAGGGCCUUCGGUGGGUAAAACCAUGGAAGGGACCACACCCCAAAGACUCAUCUGUAGAGGGCUCAGCAUCAGAGUAAUAUUGCAGGGAGCCGCUUAUGUUUUUCACACCAUUAACCCCCAGCACAAAAUGAUAUUAAAUCAUAUCCAUCACCACAGGCAAAACAGGGGUUGCAACACAUAACAUUGAAAAGUAUUAGCAUAGUAGAUUUGUAGAAGGUUAAAGAGCACUUUACUGUUAAUUUGUUUUGCUUCAGCUUGCACUCGUAAAAGCUUUGAUAGAACUGAAUAAAUUAGCAUGCUUUGUAGCAAAAAGGGCCAAUGAGAUUUCUGAAAUAUUGAGUGCCUUAGUAACUAAUAUGAAUACUGUUAGCCGUGCUGUUUUACAGUAUCAUGCCGCUAUUGAUUUUAUUGUUAGCACAGAAUCUUAGUUGUGAAGAUUUUAACAGAGUGUGUUGUGUGAACUUAUCUAAUCAUUUAACUUUUAUUCAUAAGUAGUUGCAGGCUUUGCAAGGGAACAACUUCUGGAUGUGCCAAAGAAGGAAGUGAGGUGGAGAGUCAUGACUGCGCAUGUGCGUGCUAGCAACCAAUCACUGCUUAGAUCAUGGCAGGCUUUAUGAGAAUUGAGCAAUGACAAGAGUGGUUUUGGUCACGUGUGCACAGCAGGGGGGUUUGGCGCGCAGAAUAAAUUGUCAGUCAGCCAUUAAAUCAAAUUGAUUCUAUUGUGUCUGUCUGUGAUUCAUCCCGCACUCCUCCCUACAGGAGCGUUGUAGAUAUGACUCUUCUGCUCCUUUAGUGUUUGAAGCAGCAGAUCUGACAAGCAGAAUAAAGCGGCCUUGGUCUCUCAGCAGUAACUAUAAACAUUCGAGCGUUAUCAGUCCAGCAGCUGGAAAACUUGCUGUUAAUUUCAGCAAGUGUGCUGCUUAAAAAAGACUUCCCUGAAGGAAAAAAAAAUCAGUAGAAAGAAAAUUGGCUUAAUCCUGGCUCAAACCACGACAUACACAAUACAUAGAAAAUGAACAUGAUCCAGCAAAGAAUUUUGAGUUCUUCCUCCUCCAUAGGGCCUGUUUUUAUUUUGAACAACGUCUUUUCACUUUUUAAUUUCUUUACUCUUGGUUUUACUUCGUUUCCCUACUUCCUCCUGUAUUUUUAUUUUCUCUUUCUUUAGUCAUUUAUUAUGAUGGAUGAGGACAGGGCAAUCCUGGUUAUACAUGCAGACUGGGGGACGAGAGGCUAGAGAGCAGCCCUGUGAUAAAAGAUUUGGGGGUUUUGGUUGAUGGCAAGUUGAAUAUAAGUCAACAGUGUGCACUGGUAGCCUAAAGGGCCUACUUUGAUCUGGGGUGCAUCAAGCACAGCUGUCACCGUUUGACUCAGGUCCGACAACAAUGCUCUCGAUCCCCUCCCCCCCCCGACCCAGUCAGGGAAGGAGAGAGAGAAAAGGAGAGAGACUUGGCUGGAUUGAAAACUAAACUACACAGCUUUAAUUAAAACACUAAUGAAUCACACAAGAAAAUAUAUACAAUUAUAUACAGAUAUAUUCAGAUAUGGGCAAAAGCCUCUCGCCUCCCCCCACCCCCAGCAACUCCCACAGCACUCCCCUGAACUGGCAAGAGUCCCGAGAAAUCCCGGAGCUGCUGCUGGAGAAAGCAGAGAGUUAUGAGGGUCAGGAGAGCUCGAGCCUAAGGGUCGACGGUGAUGGAUGAGCAGAGUCCUCCCCGGACGCCGGCCAUGGACAGAAGAGAAGGCGAGAAGAAAGAAGAAGCUGUCUUCUAAGAUCUCUGUCCUUCAUCUUAGCUUACGUAGAUAUAUGGAAUGGAAUAUCUUUGGCCAAUUUUGCUGUCUGUCUAACUCAGCCUCCCACGGGGGGGGUCAGAGAUCUCCCCAUAGUGUCUGAGCCGGCGGAGUGAAGGUGUAACCUUGAAGCCUCAGUAGUUAGAAAAACAUUCCACUGUCUUAUCAGCCUAGCAGAACACACAGUUGCUAGUUAAAAGAAAGCUUACUAAAGGAAGAAAAAAUCAGUGAAAAGAAAAAUUGGCUUAAUCCUGGCUCAAACCAGGACAACAGCAUAGCUAGCCGGUCAAGGGAGGUCAUUGUCCCACUCUACACUGGUGCAGCCCCACCUCAAGUACUGUGUGCAGAUUUGGGGCCUCAAUAUAAGAAGGAAAUCAAACUAUUGGAGUGUGUCCCAGGGGAGGGUGACUAAGAUGGCAACAGGUCUCAAGGGCAAGACUCAUGAGGAGCGGCUGAGGUCACUGUUCAACUUGGAGAAGAGAAGGCUGAGGGGUGACCUCAUCGCAGUCUACAACUCCCUCAAGGGGGCCAGUGGAGGGGGAGGUGUUGAUCUCUUUCUGGUGACUAGUGAUAGGACAUGAGGAAAUGCAAUGAAGCUGUGUCAGGGGAAGUGCAGGUUGGACAUUAAGAAAAGGAAGUUCCUGGAGUGCAUUGAUGACAACUUCCUCCUCCAAAUGGUAGAGGAACCAACAAGAAAACAUGCUAUGCUGGAUCUUGUUCUCACCAACAGAGACGGGCUGGUUAAUGAUGUAACGCUCAAUGGGAGACUAGGCUGUAGCAACCAUGACAUGGUCAAAUUCAGGAUCCUUAGCUCAGCGAGGAAGGAGUGAAGUAAGCUCACUACCUUUGACUUCAAGAGAGCAGACUUUGGUCUCUUCAAGGAUCUGCUUGAUAGGGUACCAUGGGACAAAAACCGGGAGGGGAGCCCAGGAAAGCUGGUCCAUAUUCAAGGACCACCUCCUCCAUGACCGGGAGCAAUGUGUCCCAAUGAAGAGAAAGGCAGGCAGGAGUACCAGGAAGCCUGUGUGGAUGAGCAAGGAGCUUCUGGACACUGUUAAAUGUAAAAACAAGGUUUACAGAGAGAGGAAACAUGGACAGGUAUCCCGGGGGGAGUUCAGACAAGUUGUCAGAGAAGGAAGGGAUCGAGUAAGGAAGGCCAAAGCACAGAGAGAAUUGGAUUUGGCCAGGGAUGUUAAGAAUAACAAGAAAGGUUUCUACAGGUAUGUCAGCGAUAAGAGGAAGAUGCGGGAAACUGUGGGCCCACUUCAGAAGGAAACUGGAGACCUGGUCAUGCAGGACAGAGAAGACUGAGGUACUCAAUGACUGUUUUGCCUCAUUCUUCACCGGCAAAGGCAUCACCAUCCGAGUUAGAGAAGGCAAAGGCAUGGACUCGGCAAAAAGAAUAUUUCCCCACUGUAGGAGAAGAGCUGGUUCAUGACAAUCUGAAGGACCUGAAGGUCCACAAGUCCAUGGGACCUGAUGGGAUUAAUCCAUGGUUCCUGAAGGAACUGGCCAAUGAAGUUGCAAAGCCUCUGUCCAUCAUAUUUGAAAAGUCUUGGCAGUCUGAUGAAGUUCCCACUGACUGGAAAAGGAGAAGAAGAGUCCUCAUUUUAAAGAAUGGAAAAAAGGAAGACCUGGGAACUACAGGCCAGGCAGUCUCACCUCUGUGCCUGGCAAGAUCAUGGAGCAGAUCUUCCUGAAGGCUCUGGUAAAGCAUGUAGAAAACAAAGGGGUGACUGGUGACAGCCAGCAUAGCUUCACCAAGGGCAAAUCCUGCCUGACUAAUUUGGUGGCCUUCUACAAUAGGGUCAUGACACUGAUGGACAAGGAAAGAGCAAAUGACGUCAUCUACCUGGACCUGUGCAAAGUUUUUGACACCAUCCUGCACUACAUCCUGGUAUUGAAACUGAAACGAUAUGGAUUCGAUGGAUGGACCACUUGUUGGGUAAGGAUGGUCACACUCAAAGAGUUUUAAUCAACAGCUUGAUAUCCAGAUGGAGACAAGUGACAAGUGGUGUUCCCCAAGGGUUGGUACUGGGACCGGUGCUGUUUAACAUUUUUUGUCAGUGACAUGGACAGUGGAAUUGAGUGCACCCUUGGUAAGUUUGCUGAUGGCACCAAGAUGUGUGGUGAGAUUGACAUGCUGGAAGGAAGGGAUGCCAUCCAGAGGGACCUUGACAGGCUUGAGAAGUGGGCUUGUGCAAACUGCAUGAAGUUCAACAAGGCCAAGUGCAAGGUUCUGGGUCAGGGAAAUCCCAAACACAAAUACAGGUUGGGUGGAGAAUGGAUCGAAAACAGUUUGGAGGAGAAAGACUUGGGGGUGAUGGUGGAUUAGUGUUGCAGAAUGGCUUGAGCAGCAGGGCCAUGGGUCCCUGCUAUCUCCUCGAGAGGCCUUGAGAGUGUAACACAAAUAGCAGCUGUACAAGCAAUCUCUUUUUUUAGCCUAACACAAGUAUAAACAAUCUCUCUGUUAGCUUAAACUAACUCAAGGACAAGGUAGAGAAGUAGAAUGAUAGAAAACAAGGAAGAACCCUGGAACUCAGAUGUGUGUUACUAUCCAGUAAAAUCACUGCAAGUAGUUGCCGUCCAGUGAAAUCACUACAAGUAGUUACUAUCCAAUGAAUUCACUAUGCGUGGUUACUAUCCAAUGAAUUCACUACAUGUAGGUUUGGAAAAGGGUAUAAAAGUAACACUGUGUAUUCAAUAAAUCGAAGCUUGCUUUAUCAAUCACAUUGAUUCUGGACUGCUUGCUUCCCUCGCCGCCGGCAAGUGGCGCCCGAACAGGGACCCCCAUUCCUUGUUAUCACCGAAGUCGGCGGGAGUCCCGGAGAAGCACCGGUAGCAGCGACCGGGGAGCAGAAGACCAGCCACAGAAUGCAGGCGUUUGACAGGCUAAUCCGUGCUUGAACUGACCUGAUAGCAGAGGUUCGCAGUCCGGACUGUUGGGCUACUUAUGACGAUUUUGAUGAAGAGAGCGCUCUAAGAUAAGGUAAAAGGCUGCACUAAAUUAUUAAGGGUCAGGGAUAUAUAGAUAUACUGGCCGAAAAUGGAAAGUGAGAUAGCCCUUGAUUUAUUAUUACGCUUUUUAGAAAAGCGGGCAGUAAAGGAUAUUGACCUUAAAAAGGAGUUAACGGGCUUGGUAGCUUUUGGGAAAGAUCAAGGUUGUUUUAAGGAUCCAGGUGCGUUGUUUCAGGUUGAAGCGUGGCGAGAGUGCGGUGAUUUGCUAUGGAAUAAGGUAAUAGAUGGUGAUAAGCGUGCAAAAAAGUUACUGAAGCCGUGGCGGGCAGUGAUAAAUUGUCUUAAACAGUAUCAGACAGAAGAAAAAAUAGCAGCAGUUGCUUCCAGUUACUUGAGAGGAGUAGGUACGGAGAAAGAGGCAGGCAAGCUUCAGUUAGGGGUUGAUUACGUGCCCACCCCCCCCACAGGGUGCCCGGUAUCAGUGAAGCCUUUGAUUGCUAGUGCUUCUGGGGGAGGGGGGCCAUCGGCUCCGCAGUUAGAAGAACAUAAUGGAGAAGGCAGACUGCCAGAGAAUGCCGAGGAGGAGUUGAAACGAGAGACUGCAGAAACUCAUAAGAACGAGCUGAUAGUGAAAAGUGAUACUAAUCGGGAAGAGAAGCUCAGUAAAAGUUCCGCGGGAGUGUUGCGUUUAAACUGGCAGGAGAUCUCGCGAACAGCUAUUGAGAAGGGUGAUCAUGACUUGUUAAGUGUUAUGCAGGAAUCUUGUGCCUUUCCGGUGUUCUUUGAAGUUACAGACCAAGGGGCAAGAGGAGAGUAUAGUCCUCUUGAUUGGAAGCUGUUGUCACAGUUACGUGCUACGGUUAAUGAAUCUGGGUUACACAGUGAACCUACCAGACAAAUGUUGAAUUAUAUUUGGGGCAGUGGAAUUCUUUGCCCAGAAGAUGUUAAGACACUUGUGAGAAUGAUUAUGACGCAGUCGCAAUUAAUGUUGUGGCAAGCACAUUGGAAUAGACUUUGUGACAGGGCAGUUAACAUCCCCCGCGGUCAGCAGGACCCAUUGCAUGGUGUUACGGUGGAACAUCUGAUGGGUGUAGGUCCUUUUGCUACUGUAGAUAUGCAGGUACAACUAGGUCCGGCAGUAUUAAGGGAACCAAUGCGGUUAGCCCGCGUAGCUAUAUCAAUGGUUAAGACAGCACCACCCACCCCGUCCUAUAUGUCUAUUAAACAGGGCAGGGAAGAGUCGUUUGCUAGUUUUGUGGACAGAGUUACCGAUGCAAUUGAUCGUUCAGAUGCGCAGGAGUGGAUGAAGGGAGCAUUAUUACGGCAGUGUAUUAUGGAGAACUGUGAUGCCGCUACUAGGGCAAUUAUUGUGACGCUGCCUGGGGAUGCUUCCGUAGAGGAAAUGUUAGAUCGGAUGAGUAAGGUGCCGGUCGGACCGCAAGCAAUGUUGGUAGACGCAGUGAAAGAUUUAGGGAACAAUUUAGUGCAAGCCCAGAGCCAAGUCUUAGCAGCCCUUGCGUCUCUUCCGCAAAAUCGGUCUUCAGGCAGACCGCCAGGAACUGCGGCGCGCGGACACCAACAGCAGUUCAUGUAGCAACAGCUCCAUCUUGCGACGACAAUUGCAAACUACCGACAAAUUACAGCCUGCAACAUCCAGAAGCCUCGGCUUGGACUUGGCAACCGCAAUAGAUGUGACUCUCAUUGAUAACAAACCUCAAAAGAUUCCUACUGGAGUUAAAGGACCGGUGAUGAUUAAGGGACAGACACAUGGGGCACUAUUGUUAGGACGUUCGUCCAGUGGAUUAAAAGGACUAUUUGUACUUUCUGGUGCCACAGUGCCCCCACCGCCACCACCAGCAAGUGGAUCAUCUGUUCCUCUACCACCUCCUCCUCCUCCACCUCCAGGCCUUCCAUCAGCAGUUGAUCACAAAGGCAAUGCACGGGCGGAUCAGUUAGUGUCAGUGACGGUGCCCAUUAAUGAAUUCACCAAGGCUCGAGAGGCCCAUGCGAUGUUUCAUCAAAAUGCUCGAGGUCUACACAAGCAGUUCAACAUCACGAUGGAAGGAGCAAGAGGAAUCGUGAAGGCGUGUCCUACCUGCAGCCAUCAUGGUCCCGGUCUCGGCGUUGGGGUGAACCCUCGGGGUCUAGGCCCGGAUGAAGUAUGGCAGAUGGAUGUCACGCAUGUUCCUGAGUUUGGACGACUGAAAUAUGUCCAUAUUACCAUCUGGACAAUCAGCUUUUUGUUUAUCUCUUGCAUCAGCUGCUGACCCAUUUCGUACAUGCUUAAUAGGGAUGCCCUCUUAUGACCGGAGUCAGUUUAAGGGAUACAGUAACAGUCCAUUUGACUCCUGGCUGACAUCCAUAUUUGGAGGAAUUUCUCCUUGGCUGAUAUCAAUCAUUACAGAGGGAUUGCGUUGGGUCACUAUGCUAUUGCUUAUUGUGAUUGUAAUCAAGAUAGCUUACCAUUGUAUUAUGAAAAAUGUAACAAGAUUGUCUGAUAAGAUAUUGCUUGUACAAAAAGAAAAAGGGGGAAUUUGUUGCAGAAUGGCUUGAGCAGCAGGGCCAUGAGCCCUUGCUAUCUCCUCAAGAGGCCUUGAGAGUGUAACACAAAUAGCAGCUGUACAAGCAAUCUCUUUUUUUAGCCUAACACAAGUAUAAACAAUCUCUCUGUUAGCUUAAACUAACUCAAGGACAAGGUAGAGAAGUAGAAUAAUAGAAAACAAGGAAGAACCCUGGAACUCGGUAUGUAUGUUACUAUCCAGUAAAAUCACUGCAAGUAGUUACCAUCCAAUGAAAUCACUACAAGUAGUUACUAUCCAAUGAAUUCACUACAAGUAGGUUUGGAAAAGGGUAUAAAAGUAACACUGUGUAUUCAAUAAAUCAAAGCUUGCUUUAUCAAUCACAUUGAUUCUGGACUGCUUGCUUCCCUCGCCGCCGGCAGAUUAGAAGCUCAAACAUGAGUCAGCAAUGUGGGCUUGUAGGCCAGAAAGUCAGCCAUGUCUUGGGCUGCAUCCAAAGAAGCGAGUGCUUUUGAACAAAUUAAAAAGGAGAUUGUGCAUGCAGUAGCCCUUGCACAAGUCCAAACAGGGCCAGGCAUAAAAAAUGUGCUCUACACUGCAGUCAGGUAUAAAGGUCCUACCUGGAGCCUCUGGCAGAAAGCACCAGGGGAGACUCGAGGUCAACCCCUGGGAUUCUGGAGUCAAAGCUACAGGGGUUCCAAGGCCAACUAUACAUUUGACUGAAAAGGAGAUACUUGCAGCAUAUGAAGGAGUUGGAGCCGCUUUGGAAGUGAUCAACACUGAAGCGCAGCUCCUCCUGGCGCCCAGAUUACCAAUACUAUGCUGGAUGUACAAGAGUAAUAUUUCUCUUACACAUCUGUCCUGGUUUGAGCCAGGAUAAAGCCAAUUUUCCUUUUACUGGUUUUUUCCCUUCAGUAAGUUCUCUUUUAACUAGCAGCAAGUGGACUGCUAACACUGGAAUGUUUAUGUUACUGCUGGGACUGCGAGGUCACCAGAAGAGUCGUAUCUGCAGCCCUCCCGUAGGGAGGAAUGGACUAGACGGACAGCAAAAUUGACCAAAUUAUUCCGUUCCAUAUAUCUAUGUAAGCUUGGUGUAAGGUCAGGGUUCAUGGAAGUCAACUUCCUUCCUGCUUCUCUUCCGUCCAUGGCCGGCAUCUGGGGAGGAGUUCAUAUAUCCAUCAACGUUGAUCCCUAGGCUCAUGCAUUCCUGACCAUCAUAACUGUACCCUCAGCUCUUGUCUGCUCUGCCACUAUCUCCAGCAGUGGUCUGGGACAUUUUGGGACUGCU